Molecule: messenger RNA, 333 nt
Organism: Penicillium samsonianum
Lineage: Eukaryota; Fungi; Ascomycota; Eurotiomycetes; Eurotiales; Aspergillaceae
Exons: 1
Coding region: 1-333 (110 amino acids)
Source: RefSeq, a predicted model, not a curated record
AUGCCUGCCAUCCAACCCACAACAGAAACAAAAAUCACACAAACAUCCACGAUGAAUAACGCUAUAAGCUUGCUCAAGCGCAGCAGCAUGAGCAAUCCCGACAAAUACCCCCUCUACAUCUUCCUCAUCAUCGCCGGCUGCAUUGUAGGCGGGCUCAUCGGCUUCAGUGUAUACACCAUGUACUACGGCCUUGACGACUCAGAGAAGUUCAAGGACGUGUCCUACGAGCAACGAAAAUACAUGCGUGAGGCCAGACAGCGGAAUAUGAACAUGUUGGCUGUCGAGGCGAGGAGACCUGAUAUGAUUGUUCCUAUCAGGGAAUUGAAUGCUUGA